Messenger RNA from Ylistrum balloti, 2098 nucleotides. Its product is annotated as RCC1-like G exchanging factor-like protein. The coding region runs from base 112 to 1482 and encodes 456 amino acids. The record is from RefSeq and is a predicted model, not a curated record. The transcript is spliced from 12 exons. Lineage: Eukaryota; Metazoa; Mollusca; Bivalvia; Pectinida; Pectinidae.
GCGCACAUAUGGUCUCGAUAUCCCUAACGACUUUAUGCAGUAAUUUGUCCUUUUAUCUCUCAAAUAAGCUUGCCACUGAAUAUAAGAGUACUAACAACAAUCAGUUCAGUAAUGUUGUGUCGAAGAUGUACACUCCUAACCUCGUUGCAGUUGGAAAAUCUGCUACGUAUGCAAAAGCGCUCUGUUAAUAAAUUAAAGAAAAAAAUUAGAGUUGAUGAAGAAAGGAAAAACCAUGUGUUUCAAUAUGUUAGAGACAAUACAAAGCCAACAGAGAGAGUGUAUGUGUGGGGAUGUGCAACAACAGGAUCACUUGGGAUAUCUUCCUACCUUAAACCUGAUAAAACACAGAAUUUCCUUCACUGUAUGAGAAGACCAGCAAGAUUGAAAUUCUUUGAUGAUCAUAACAUCAAGGUUUCUGGUGCAGCAUGUGGAUACGGAUUUACAAUAUUCUUAACAAAAAAAGGAAGUGAACAUUGCAUAUUUGGAACUGGAAUCAACACAAACUCCCAAAUAGGAUUCCACCGAGUACCUCAUGAAAAAGGUAAAGGACUUGACUAUGUGAUAGAACCAAUAAAGAUUGACAUCCCUUUUGAUAAACCAGACACCACUCACGUGACACAGGUAGCAUGCGGACGUGCCCAUACCAUCUUACUCACAAACAAUGAAGGAGUGUACAGUUUGGGUAACAAUGCAUAUGGUCAGUGUGGGAGAACGAUUGUAGAGGGAGAAGUUUAUAGACACAGUUCCCAGAUUCACAGAAUAAAGGAUUUACCCGAUAAGGUCACCAAGGUAGUUUGUGGACAAGAUCACACUUUAUUUCUGACGAACACUGGGGAGGUGUAUAGCUGUGGAUUGGGAGCAGAUGGACAAACAGGAUUAGGUCAUCACAACUGUGAACACCGUCCGACCCUUGUACAGGGUGACCUUCAAGGUGUCAAGGUCAAGGACAUAGGUGGGUCUGUCGACUGUGUGCUGGCAGUAUCGGAGGAAGGAGAGUUAUUCGGUUGGGGAAAUUCAGAAUACAAUCAGCUGGCUAUGGUAACAGAUCACACACAAGUCAACGUACCACGACAUUUACGUGUGAGAAAGUGUGGGAAAGUAGCAAAGGCAGUUGCUGGAGGAUCCAUAUGUGCCUUGUUGACAGAAAAAGGCCAUGUAUUUGUAUGGGGAUAUGGAAUUCUCGGAAAAGGUCCAAAUUUAGAAUCAGCAGAAACACCUCAGAAAAUCCCGCCAGCUUUAUUUGGACAGUAUGAUUUGGAUGCUCAAAGUAAACUGGUGGAUAUAUCAUGUGGCAUCAGUCAUUUCAUGGCUUUAUCAGAUUCAGGAAAUGUUUAUUCAUGGGGAAAGAACCGAAGUGGUUGUUUAGGAUUGUAUGUGCAGCGUGACCAGUUUUAUCCUCUGAAGGUGUCAAUGCCAGCAGAGACAUACUCUGUUAUUUGUGGAGUCGAUCACAACGUGGCUUUCUGUAGAUCUUUUGCCUGAGAGGAAAGCCAAUAGGAAAAGAAAGUGACUUAGUUGUCAAGCACUGUGAUUGAUGUACGCCAUAUCAUUGAAUCUUUGAAAGAUAUGGGCUCAAAAUCUCUCAAGAUUCCUGACAUAUACAAUAGAAACUUGUUAGAGAUUAUGAAAGGAAAUAAUUGGCGUUUCAAGUGUGUUAUUAACCAGAAAAUGACAUUAACUGACUUGACAGACAGUGAUAAUUGUUAAUGUCAUAUUCCAGUUCCUGUUUUCCUCUUUGUCAUGAUUGAAACAGGUGUUAAAGUAAAAUAUAUUCCACUCUUUAAAUAAGAUUGGGGGUCUUAACCCUUGGUAAAGAUUUUUGAGACAACACUUGGUAAAAACCUUAUGACUCAACUUUUAGCAAAUAUUGAUCAGAAACACUAAUUAAGCCUUGAUUUAUGUAACCCUGCCCCAGCCUUUCAUCAUACUGGUGAUCUUGUUUCUUUUAACCAAACUAUUGAAGGAAAAGAAGAUGUACAUAAAGAAAUGGAUGUGCUAGUUAUGUAAAGAUUGUACAUACUUAACUAACUGAUUAAUUGUUGAAGUAUGUAUUUAUUUAAUGAUGUUAUUUUAUCAUUAAUACACAAGUAAAUGGGUU